GAAUGUUGUGACCUGACGUCAGCCGGGCGAGUUACCUCCCCGAGCCUCCGUCGCCGGGCUCAGCGCGAGCCUCGGAGCCCUUGAGCGCGAGGCGCGGAGCCCCCGGAGCCCCCGCACCGCAGCCACAUCCCCGCGUCGCGCGCCCCAGAGCCCCGGCCUGCGCGCCCCGCCGGGCCGGCGCGAUGCCCUCAGACCGGCCUUUCAAGCAGCGGCGGAGCUUUGCCGACCGCUGUAAAGAGGUGCAGCAGAUCCGCGAGCAGCACCCCAGCAAAAUCCCGGUAAUCAUCGAGCGCUACAAGGGUGAGAAGCAGCUGCCUGUCCUGGACAAGACCAAGUUCCUGGUCCCGGACCAUGUCAACAUGAGCGAGUUGGUCAAGAUCAUCCGGCGCCGCCUGCAGCUGAACCCCACGCAGGCCUUCUUCCUGCUGGUGAACCAGCACAGCAUGGUGAGCGUGUCCACGCCCAUCGCCGACAUCUAUGAGCAGGAGAAGGACGAUGACGGCUUCCUCUACAUGGUCUACGCCUCCCAGGAAACCUUCGGCUUCUGAGCCAGCAGCCCCUGCCUGUCUGCCCAUCUGUCCCUCCCUGACCUGAGGUGCUGCCCAUGCCUGGACCUGCCCACCCCUGAAGGACUGGCCCCUGGCUCACCCAGUCUUGACAUGGUGUAUGGAUCUGUGGUCGUUGUUCCUCUGCAGAAUAAAGAUUGCUCAGGCCUGCCUGGC
Messenger RNA from Balaenoptera ricei (Rice's whale), 722 nucleotides. RefSeq names its product microtubule associated protein 1 light chain 3 alpha (gene MAP1LC3A). NCBI's taxonomy places the organism in Eukaryota, Metazoa, Chordata, Mammalia, Artiodactyla, Balaenopteridae. The transcript has 5 exons. Gene Ontology annotation, molecular function: ubiquitin protein ligase binding. The record is from RefSeq and is a predicted model, not a curated record. Gene Ontology annotation, biological process: macroautophagy; autophagosome assembly; autophagy of mitochondrion. The coding region runs from base 183 to 548 and encodes 121 amino acids. Gene Ontology annotation, cellular component: autophagosome membrane; cytosol; autophagosome.